AUGGCGCUCAGUACGACCUCGGAAGCUCAUCAAUCCAUUUGCUGGAGAGAAGCCCGUCCGUGCCCUAUGAGUGAUGCCUCCUCAGACCAGAAGCUGUCGUGCCAGGCUUGGUUCCACUGCGAAGUGGCCGGAGACUACGUCAUCAAAUGGAAAUGUCAUUCAUUGGAAGAGGUGGAGCAUAACACCACUAGCCCGGCCCUGUCUUUGUGUUCAAACCAAUCAGAUGCUAAAGAAUUAUUGGAUUGCCCGCCCCCAGUAGUCUGUGCUGACGAUCCUUAUCUUGACCAUGUGCAUAUGAAAUCCAGUGACGUGUCCACAGAUGUCAUUCUCGCCGUGGCUGUCUCCAUCUUUGCCCUGCUGGCUAUGCUGCUCAUCGUGGUGUCAUCUUACAAGUACUGGAGGCUGCGCAAAAGAGUCAGCCAGAAAAUGAUGCCUCACCAGUACAUGGUUCGGGAAUUCCCAUACCCAGUGCGAUAUCACAACCUCUGGGGAAGUGGUUCUCAGUUCUACGACAACCCGAGUGCCAAGAACCUCCAGCCAACCAAAGCAUACGGCAAUCCCCACCAUGACGUGUACUUCUCGCGGCCCCAAGCGUCGUCUAGCUACUUGGAACAACUUCUCUCACCAGCAGACGAUUUCAUUGACAGUAAAAAGGAAUAUGGCGGGUCUGAACUGAGCACACCAACCCGCCUGUUUCCUCCAACGGGAAAGUUCGUUGCUGAUCCAUCAGUUGCCACUGGCAGCUUUGUCUUUCACCAACCGCUUGGAGGCGCUGGUCUGGUUGGUUUCAACAAUAAAGUGGAGAGCUGGGUUCAUCAAAACAAGAUCAACAAAGAAAAAGAAGAGAAAUCCGAAAGUGUAGAAUAUUACCAUAUAUAUAAAGGAAACAUAAAGCAAAACAUCAAGCAGGAAAGGCAGCAGUCACCAAAGAAGAGCGUAGAUUACAAGAAAGAAUACACUUGCUUGCAGAAUAGUAGUCCAGACUUUAGUCGGAUGCCACAGGUCUCGUCCAUCGCUAUUCCAUCGUUUGAAAUCAGCGGCUUGCAGAAUACUAUGGCCCAGCAUGAGUAUUUGAAUGCUGAUCUUCGUAUGCAAGAGGAAGUGAGCCAGCAGUUCCUCAAGAAGAGGAACUGCGAGACUGGAAGUGUACAAGAGACAAUGUCGCAUUAUGCCCUGGGGUUUGUCACUCGCUCUGGAAAUCAACACUUUCAAGUUAGUCAUGAGGGUCAUAAUAAUAAUCAACAUUAUCAGAGUGUCUCGCCCAAGUUCGUUAAUGUGGGUACAUCCCACCCUAGUCCUGAUGUGAUCAGUAGCCACAACUUCUCAAAUAAGUUCGUUAGAGUUGGCAAAAACGUCUACAGGCCCCUGCUGAGCAAGAGCUCCAGUGGAAGCAGCAUCAACAUGCACAGUGGAAACAACGACAACAUCGACUUGAGCUAUGACAGCUUCAGGAACGAACACAUCCGGGAACUUGCCAAACGCGGAGCAGCUUCUAGCAGUACUCUCGAAGCUGGCUACAGACAGAAAGGUCAUGGUAAAUCUACAGGGGUCACUUGUCGCUACUAA
This is a messenger RNA of Candidula unifasciata, 1566 nucleotides long. The record is from the annotation of a GenBank genome assembly. NCBI's taxonomy places the organism in Eukaryota, Metazoa, Mollusca, Gastropoda, Stylommatophora, Geomitridae.